AAUUUAGGGGAUUCCUACUUUUAGAGAACUCCUAGUUUGUUUUGAAAGAAAAAUUAUUGAGUAGUGACUAGUGAGUACUGAAGUGAAAUGGGCUAAAAAAGGAGCGGAUGGAUAUAGAGGAUUCUUAUAGCCAACCGCAACCAGUUUGGUAUUAAGGCGUUGAUGUUUCUAUUUUGUGUUCAGAGAAGUCAAGAACAAGAAUUAGUCUUUUCAUCAAAUUCAGAACCCAACUGCAAUAAUGAUUGCUAGGACUGCUGUAGCUCAAGAUGAUACUAGUGGGGAUGGUACUACAUCUACUGUGCUUUUCAUUGGGGAGCUCAUGAAACAAUCUGAACGAUGCAUAGAUGAAGGGAUGCAUCCUCGUGUGCUAGUUGAUGGUUUUGAAAUUGCAAAAAGAGCAACUCUACAAUUUCUUGAAAAAUUUAAGACUCCUGUAGUGAUGGGUAAUGAGCCAGAUAAAGAGAUAUUGAAGAUGGUUGCAAGAACGACAUUGAGAACAAAGUUGUAUGAAUCACUGGCUGAUCAGCUGACUGACAUUGUUGCGAAUGCUGUGCUCUGCAUUCGCAAGCCUGAAGAACCGAUUGAUCUUUUUAUGGUUGAGAUAAUGCACAUGCGUCACAAGUUUGAUGUAGACACUCGUUUGGUUGAGGGUCUUGUACUUGAUCAUGGUUCAAGACAUCCAGACAUGAAAAGGCGAGCAGAGAACUGCUACAUUUUGACUUGUAAUGUCUCUCUUGAAUAUGAGAAGAGUGAAGUAAAUGCAGGCUUCUUCUACUCAAAUGCAGAGCAGAGAGAGGCUAUGGUUACCGCAGAAAGGCGUUCUGUUGAUGAGAGGGUGCAAAAGAUAAUUGACCUGAAGAACAAGGUUUGCGCUGGAAGUGACAAGAAUUUUGUUGUUAUUAAUCAGAAGGGGAUUGAUCCUCCAUCUCUUGACCAACUUGCUCGGGAAGGAAUAAUCGCGCUUCGAAGGGCAAAGAGGAGAAAUAUGGAACGUUUGGUUUUGGCUACUGGCGGGGAGGCAGUUAACUCUGUUGAUGACCUAACUCCUGAGUGCCUUGGCUGGGCUGGGCUGGUCUACGAGCAUGUUCUUGGUGAAGAGAAGUAUACCUUUGUAGAAAAUGUCAAAAAUCCUCAUUCCUGUACUAUUCUUAUCAAAGGGCCUAAUGACCACACAAUAGCUCAAAUCAAGGAUGCAGUUCGUGAUGGACUAAGGGCAGUAAAAAAUACCAUUGAAGAUGAAGCAGUUGUACUCGGCGCCGGCGCCUUCGAAGUUGCGGCUCGACAACACCUGAUUAACGAAGUGAAAAAGACUGUUAAGGGGCGUGCCCAACUUGGAGUGGAAGCUUUUGCUAAUGCCCUCCUUGUUAUACCAAAGACACUUGCUGAGAACUCUGGCCUUGAUACUCAAGAUGUGAUCAUUUCUCUGACGGGAGAGCAUGACAACGGAAAUGUUGUCGGACUAAAUCAGCACAGUGGAGAACCUGUAGAUCCACAAAUGGAGGGGAUAUUUGAUAAUUAUUCCGUGAAGCGUCAGAUUAUUAAUUCCGGGCCUGUUAUAGCAUCUCAGCUGUUACUUGUCGAUGAAGUAAUUCGUGCUGGACGAAACAUGAGGAAACCAACUUAGCUUUGUCUGUCUGAAGAUACUUCUUAACAGAUUUUCCUAUAGUUCACAUCUUGCAAUUAUUUUGGAGUUAUCUGGGGGUAAAAUUGAAGCAAGCAGAGAUGAAAUAGGUGUGGGGAGUAGGGUGUUCAUUUGUUGGUUUGUAUUGAAAAUUUUGGUCCGCUAUUUUUGAUGUUUGAUUUUUCAAAUGUUAUACUCCUAUCAAAUACCAUGCCUUCUGAGGUGGUUUGCUUUUUCA
Molecule: messenger RNA, 1859 nt
Organism: Lycium ferocissimum
Lineage: Eukaryota; Viridiplantae; Streptophyta; Magnoliopsida; Solanales; Solanaceae
Product: T-complex protein 1 subunit zeta 1
Exons: 14
Coding region: 239-1624 (461 amino acids)
Biological process (GO): protein folding
Cellular component (GO): chaperonin-containing T-complex
Molecular function (GO): ATP hydrolysis activity; ATP binding; ATP-dependent protein folding chaperone
Source: RefSeq, a predicted model, not a curated record